Molecule: messenger RNA, 594 nt
Organism: Drosophila elegans
Lineage: Eukaryota; Metazoa; Arthropoda; Insecta; Diptera; Drosophilidae
Exons: 1
Coding region: 57-509 (150 amino acids)
Source: RefSeq, a predicted model, not a curated record
UAUCAAUCAUCAACGAUUCCAUCAACAGUUCGGUUAUCUUUAUCAUCGAAAACAAUAUGUGCAAUCAAAUGAAGAUUUUCUGUUCCUUGCUGGUGGUGAUCCUGGCAUUGGGAGCAACGGCAGCUCAACCAGCCAGGUUGGGAAAGCAGCUACAGAGGCAGCAGGCAGCACCAUACCCAUCCGCCGAGGAACUGAAGCCAGAGGUUCCCUUCGAGGAGGGAGUGCCCGAGUCGGAGCCCGAUCAGACCUAUGGUCCGCCGGAUCUGACCUACGGACCUCCGCCCACCGAUGCAGUGGAGCAGCUUCCCACGGAUGAGGAGCCGCAGGACUUUACACCCGAUCCGGAUGCAGAGGAGGUUCAGCCCAGCCAGCAGGCUCCUGCUCGUCUGACCAAGCAGAUCAGGAAUCGUCCACAAUCCCAAGGAUUGAUACUGCUAUCCUCGAGCCCAUUCCGUCUGCUCAACGCAAAUGCAAUCCCCGUACCAAUACCCAUUCAAUCUUUGUGGUAGAUAAACAUUAUUUUAUAAACAUUAUAUUAAUUAUUGUCUUUUGUUAUCCGUUUAACCAUUAAAGAACAUUUGUCGAUACACCAAA